AUGGUUAUCGACUUGAAUGUUUCUGAUGAUGGCUUUGAAGAAGAAGAAAAUGAGAAUAAUUUUGAUGGUAAUGAAUGUAGCUUGUCUGAAGAUGUUAGUGUUUCAGAUUUGGAGAGCGAGUCAGAUAAGUCACUAAGAAUUGAAAAUGAGGAUAAAUUGCAGGUUGGUGCUGUUUAUGAUAGUUUGGAUGUGAUUUAUAUUUUGUACACCCAAUAUGGUAUUUUAUCUGGAUUCAGUGUUAGGAAGGGGUCCAAUAAAAAAUUUGACAAUUCAGAUAUUCUUCGGUUAAAAGUUUAUCUUUGUUCUUGUGAAGGGUAUCCAGAUAAUAAGCGUUCGGUUGGACGAAUAGCUUCUUACAAGAAGCAAGUUAGUCGAACGAAUUGUAAGGCAAGGUUGCGAGUUGUUAGAGAGGAAGAUGGUCCAUGGAGAGUGUCUGUGUUUUUUAAACAACAUAAUCACGAAUUAGUGUCGCCAGACCAAAGUUAUACCUUGAGAUCUGCCCGUCAUAUGUCAUUUGCUAAAAAAUCUGUAUUAGAUGCUUUUAGGGCUGCAGGAAUUCAGAUUAGUAGGGCCUACAGAUUCAUGGAAAAAGAAGCAGGUGGACGAGCGAAUGUAGGAUUCAUGAAAAAGGAUGCAUAUGCACACGUAAAUUUGAUGAAAAAGGAAACCAAACUUGAAAAUGGAGAUGCGAAUGCAUUGAUGAAGUAUUUAAUUGGCAAGGGCAACACAGAGACUCAUUUUUAUUGGAAUGUACAGCUUGAUGAUGAUGGCCGGUUGAUAAACUUUUUCUUUAGGGAUACUCGUUCAGCUGUUGAUUAUGAGAUAUUUGGGGAUGUUCUAUCCAUUGAUACGACUUAUCGAACAAAUAAGUACAAUCUAGUGUGUGCACCUUUCGUUGGUAUAAACCACCACAAAAACAAUGUGCUUUUUGCCCUUGCCUUCUUGUCUGAUGAAACCACCAAAUCAUUUGAGUGGUUGUUUAAUUGCUUCUUAGAGUCUAUGAACUGGAAAGAACCGGGGAUUAUAUUUUCAGAUCAAUGUCAGGCUCUUAUGAACGGGAUAGAUUUUAGUUUUCAGACUUCUUGUCACCGUUUGUGCCAAUGGCACAUAAACCAAAAUGCUCCAUCACAUUUUGGUUCUUUAAAUGGCAAUGCGGCAUUCAAGAAGACAUGGUACUAUUGUAUGAAUGGUUGCGAGACAGAGGGUGAAUUUGAUUCUACUUGGCAGACAAUGAUAACCGAUUAUGAGCUAAGUGAGAACCGUUGGUUUGGGAACAUGUACAAUUUGAGAAAAAGAUGGGCUUCUGUGUAUACCAACGACAAGUUUACAGCCGGCCUACAUGCUACCUCUAGGAGUGAGGUGACGAACAAGGUGUUGAAAGAUUUAUGUUCUGCCACCACAUCUCUUCAUGACUUUGUGAUGAAAUACGAAAGACUACAGCACGAAUGGCGUUUGCGAGAGACUGAGGAGGACACUUUGUGUCGUGGCGUCCCUGGACAAUUUAUUCAAAACAACAAUUUGUUAAAACAUGCCGCAAGGGUUUAUACUCGAAAUGUGUACAAAACCUUUGAAUGUGAGGUAGCUCAUUCUUUAAAUGUGAAGAUUAUUCAUCAUCCAUAUGACUUCACCGCCGAUGAAUUAGUGUAUGGAGUCUCUUCAUGUUCAGCAAGUAAUGGGAUCCGUACAGUUCGUUUCACACGGGCAACACGUCAUGCUACCUGCUCAUGUCGAAUGUGGGAGGCCGAAGGCAUUUUGUGUCGCCACAUAGUCAAUAUUUUGUUGUUGUUGAAUAUUGACAGCUUGCCCGAACAUUUCAUACUAAAGAGGUGGAGGAAGGACGCGAAGAAUAAGAUUCUACCUAACCAACGAAAUAUGACUGAAGAAGGAGGUCAAGAUAGCAUUGCAAAUAUGGUUUUUGUUAACCAUAAUAUGAAAACUCUUUAUGAUUUGAUGUUGGAGUGCAAGGGCGACAAGAUUUGUCGGGAUGUCAUCAACAAAUUUGUGGGUAAUUGUGUCAAAAAAAUUGAACUAUUGAAAUCCGCGAGACCCGGAGUUAGUGGACGUCAUGGCAGUGAAGGGAAUAGUUCGGGGCAGGGAGUCUUUUGGGACAAGUUUACCAACAUAUUGCGAGCUUCCGACGAGACCUGGCGAAGUAUUCAGGAGGUACACUCAGCAGCGAUGGUUUAUAGGAACCGAGGAGAGCCGCAUUACGCUGCACUUGCAAAAUUGUUCCAUGAUAAAGUGUUUGAGUAUCUCGAUUAUGAAGACGAGUCUCCUUGCUCCGAUGAUUCAGACUAA
This is a messenger RNA of Salvia miltiorrhiza (redroot sage), 2298 nucleotides long. RefSeq names its product protein FAR1-RELATED SEQUENCE 5-like. NCBI's taxonomy places the organism in Eukaryota, Viridiplantae, Streptophyta, Magnoliopsida, Lamiales, Lamiaceae. The transcript is spliced from 3 exons. Gene Ontology annotation, molecular function: zinc ion binding. The record is from RefSeq and is a predicted model, not a curated record. Bases 1 to 2298 code for a protein of 765 amino acids. Gene Ontology annotation, biological process: regulation of DNA-templated transcription.